Molecule: messenger RNA, 1590 nt
Organism: Puccinia graminis f. sp. tritici CRL 75-36-700-3
Lineage: Eukaryota; Fungi; Basidiomycota; Pucciniomycetes; Pucciniales; Pucciniaceae
Exons: 14
Coding region: 448-1449 (333 amino acids)
Source: RefSeq, a predicted model, not a curated record
UUCGGGCAUGUUGGAAUCCGGGUAGGAAGAGACUCAAGAGUUCGAUUUUAUAAUGGCCAAGUUUGACUGGGCUCCAUGGAACAGCUUGCAUGUGUUGGUACUUUUGGAAAUUUGGACUAUACAUACAUGCAACGAUGCCGAUUCACGUUUGGCAACCCCCUCGCGGAUGGCGACAUCGCAGAGACACGAUGGCGUGACGAACGAUUGGAAUGGCGUGAUUAUUUUUUUUCCAAGAGUCUUCCUUUUUGCGCUCAUCAUCUCUGCGUUCCAUCCAGGAGACCUCACGCAUGUUUAAAUACCCAACCAAGAUGGGAUGGCGAGUCGUCCACCCCCCACUUCUUCUCAAGUUUUGGCUUCAACAUCGAUACCGCUGCUUUCUCCCACUGGACUACGAGAUCAGGAUUCUUCGCUGAAAGUAUCUAACCCCAAUUCGAUCAACUCGUCAAAAUGUGCAGACUUCUCAUCUUCAAGGGAGAGCCAAUUGGUCUCUCUCACUUAAUCACUAAGCCCUCUCAUUCGAUUAUUAACCAGGCCUUUGACUGUCGAUUGCGAUUAGAUGCUAGACCAGUGAAUGCCGAUGGGUUCGGUGUAGGCUGGUAUGACACAGAGUUGGAAGACUCGGUACCUUGCGUGUUUCAAGCAAUUACACCUGCAUGGUCAAAUCGAAAUUUGCAUCGCUUGGCAGAAAAGAUUCGAUCUCCCCUGGUAUUUGCCCAUGUCAGGGCAAGUACCACGGGAGCGCUUAGCGAAGAAAAUUGCCAUCCUUGGAUCUACGGCUCAUUACUCUGGAUGCAUAAUGGCAAUAUUUCUGGCUUCACCAAAAUUAAACGUCAUCUCCAGAAUGAAUUAUCUGAAGAAUUUUUCCAUUUUCCUCAAGGGAGCACCGAUUCCGAAUGGGCGUUUGCGUUAUUCUUGAAUGAAUUAAGCAAGAUAGCCGAUCCGAAAGCCACAUCGUUUCCCUAUGUGACGCUGAAAGAAGUCAUGCUUUUGACGAUCGAGAAGAUCAAAUGCUGGUGGGUUCAAGCGGGGGUCCAAGAGCCGUGUCGGAUGAACUUCGCGGUGACCGACGGCCGGAGCGUGGUCGCGACGAAAUAUGUAACCAGUUCGACAGAGGACGCUGCCAGUCUUUUCUUCUCCACGGGCACCUCGUUUGAACCUAGCAAACAAGUCAAUAUCCCUCCCCCGACAUAUCUGGAUGACGAUCAUCAGCCUCGUCCGGCUGAACAGUAUCGAAUGCAAAAAUAUGACAAGAGAGAGAAGAUCGUUCUGAUUGCGUCGGAGCCGUUAACAUUCGAGAAAACCGAUUGGAUCGAAAUCCCUUGUCAGACGCUGGUUGUAGUGACACCCAAGAUGAAUGUACUUCAAUUCCCAAUAAUCGACGAGUUUGUUGAUAACGUUUAUAAAACUGGCAUCUCACUCACUUCAAAGAGUUUCUAUCAUGUUGAAUAAUAGACUCAUGAUCACGUCACAGUAAGAUAUGAUCCUUAGUUUUCUUUCUAUAUAUGAAACAGAAAUCACUGUUAAUCUUCUUGGCUGCAAUUUGACUAUAAUCGCAGCGCUUCAUGUUUCUAGAUAGAUGAAUUAUUCUUU